AUGACUUCCUCACUCCUCCUAACCAAUCUUCCACACGACUCAUCUUCCGCGCUCGAACACGCAUUUUCCUUUCCCACCGCGAAGAUAACCGUGCGUUUUCAGCCUAUUGGAUCAGCGCCUAUUUUACAAAGACCCGUGUCGAAGAUUAGUUCGAGUCAGAGUUGUUUUGCACCGGCGUUGGAUGAGGUGGUGGGGAAUUUACAUAGGUGUUUUAAGGAUUCCAAGGACCAGCUUAUUGUUACAUACUCGAUGACACCCGCAUUUGGAUGA
This is a messenger RNA of Sclerotinia sclerotiorum 1980 UF-70, 270 nucleotides long. RefSeq lists its product as hypothetical. Lineage: Eukaryota; Fungi; Ascomycota; Leotiomycetes; Helotiales; Sclerotiniaceae. Gene Ontology annotation, biological process: nucleophagy; autophagosome assembly; C-terminal protein lipidation. The record is from RefSeq and is a predicted model, not a curated record. Gene Ontology annotation, cellular component: cytoplasm; phagophore assembly site membrane; Atg12-Atg5-Atg16 complex. Bases 1 to 270 code for a protein of 89 amino acids. The transcript is spliced from 3 exons.